This is a messenger RNA of Polistes dominula (European paper wasp), 1630 nucleotides long. RefSeq names its product acyl-CoA Delta-9 desaturase. Gene Ontology annotation, cellular component: endoplasmic reticulum membrane. The record is from RefSeq and is a predicted model, not a curated record. Gene Ontology annotation, biological process: unsaturated fatty acid biosynthetic process. Gene Ontology annotation, molecular function: stearoyl-CoA 9-desaturase activity; iron ion binding. NCBI's taxonomy places the organism in Eukaryota, Metazoa, Arthropoda, Insecta, Hymenoptera, Vespidae.
GUCCCUCGUGCGAAGCGCAGCAGUCCGGUCCCCCCCAAACCCACCACGUCGAAUGUUGGCGGUGGUCCCAAGGACAUUAUUUCUGACGCCCGCGAUCCCAAAGCCACGACAACGAGCAGGCAUGUCCCCUCGUUCGAUGUCGGAGAGCGGGGACUAGAACCCGCGAACUCCGGGUGAGAGUCAAGCGCUUAAAGAUUGUUAAAAUCAAGAAAGAAAAUACCAAAAAAGUCUUCGUAUCAUUAUGAGAGUAUUAUAAUUUAUCAUUCGUUUUAUUAUUUUAAGAUUUAAAAAAGAUGUAGAAGAAUUAAAAAACUUACUGAAGAAUAAAUAUGCAGACGUCAGAAGAAUUGAAAACCGAAUAUAAGUGGAACAUUAUAUGGACAAAUGUAAUAUUUCUUCUUUAUAUCCAUAUAUGCUGCAUAUAUGGAUUAUUUUUAAGUGUAACCGCACUAAAUUUCUAUACUAUAAUAUUCAUAAUAAUAGCAAUGUAUAUAUCAGGCUUCGGUACGACUGCAGGUGCUCAUAGAUUAUGGUCACAUAAAGCAUACAAAGCUAAAUGGCCGAUGAGACUAAUACUGAUGAUUUGCCAAACAAUGGCGUUUCAAAAUAGCAUUUAUGAUUGGGUAAGAAAUCACCGGAACCAUCACAAGUUCACUGAUACGGAUGCCGAUCCUCAUAACGCUAAAAGAGGAUUUUUCUUCUCUCAUGUUGGUUGGCUUAUGCUAAAAAAGCAUCCCGAUGUUAAAAUAAAAGGUGCUACUAUAGAUAUGAGCGAUCUCAAGAAAGAUUGGUUGGUCGUAUGGCAACGCAGACAUUAUAGAAUUCUUAUGCCAUUGUUUUGUUUCAUCAUUCCUACGUUGAUACCUAUAUAUUUUUGGGGAGAGGGUUUGAGGAACGCUUGGUAUGCCAAUGCUACCAGAUACGUCCUAUCCUUAAACUUUACCUGGCUAGUAAAUUCUGCUGCACAUAUUUGGGGCACAAAACCAUAUGAUAGUGUUAUUUCCUCGACAGAAAUCCCUGUUGUUUCAUUUUUUGCUAUCGGUGAAGGUUGGCAUAAUUAUCAUCACGUUUUUCCUUGGGAUUACAAAGCUGCUGAGUUGGGAAACUACAAAUUGAACUUAACAACGGCAGUUAUCGAUGGUUUUGCUAAAAUCGGUUGGGCUUAUGAUCUCAAGAAAACCUCACAAGAAAUGAUUGAAAAGCGUGCAUGUAGAACGGGAGAUGGUACAAAGUAUCAAAAUAUCAGAGAUUAACACGAGCACAAUCAUAAAAAUUCCAUUUGGGGAUGGGAUGAUCCUGAUAUUAAUACUGAAGAUGUUCAAGACGCAAGAAUAAUAAAUAAUGUCGAAUAUAACGUAUAUAAUAAUAAAUAAUAAUAAUUUAUCUAAUUUAACAUUCAUUUCUUAAACUGAGAAUUUUUAUUUCCUUUGAGAGCACUUUUUUCCUCUUAAUUUAUUAUUACCUUUAUUAUUAUUAUUAUUAUUAUUAUUAUUAUUAUUAACUGGUAUUAGAUACUGAAAGUUCAAACACAAAAUAAUGUACAUGUGUAAAAUAAUGUAGUUUCUUUCUGAUCAAACUUUUUAAUAAGUUGUUUCUUAUCCAUAAUAUCUAAACCGAUAUAUCGCAAUAU